AUGGCUGAGAGUGUUGUUCAGUUCAUAAUACAAAAACUUACCGAUUUUCUAACGCAGGAAGCAAGUUUGCUACUCGGAGUAGAUGAGCGGCUCAGAUCGCUUCGAGACAAACUUGAAUGGAUGCAUGCCCUCCUCAAAGACGUCGAUGGGAAGCGCAAAGAAAAUGAAAGAAUCAAGCGUUGGGUGGAUCAAAUAAGAGAUGUGGCCUAUGAUGCUGAGGAUGUCAUCGACUUCUACAUCUUGAACAUUGAAAAGCAACAAAGAGAGACAGGUGCUGGAUUCAUGGGAUCCAUACGAAGUUCUGCUCGCAGCAUCAAAGACAUACCAACCAUCCAUGAUGUUAGCAAGAAGAUCGGUGACAUAGAAAGAAGGCUCAAUGAAAUCUCAUCCAACAGAUCGGAGUACGGCAUCGACAAUGUACCAGCCUCUGGCGAAGCUUCAUCUUCUUCAAAUCAAAGCCAGAGGUGCAGGGAGAGAAGAGCUCCCAUCGUGGAAGAAGCCGAUGUGGUUGGCGUUGAAGAUGAGACAGCGACAUUGGUAGGGCGGCUGAUUGAAGGAGAUGUGCGGCGUGCCGUCAUUUCGAUCACUGGUAUGGGAGGAAUAGGUAAGACUACUCUCGCAAAGAAAGUUUACAAUAACAUCCAUGUGAAAAACAGUUUCGAUUUUCAUGCUUGGGUGUAUGUGUCUCGAGAAUAUCAAGUGCGAGAGCUUUUACAAAGCAUUAUAAAUUGCUUUACAUGGCUCUCACGAGAUGAAAUGGAGAGGACACCUGAGGAAGUCUUGUGCCUGAGACUCUCCAAGUACUUGGAAAGGAAGAGAUAUCUGGUCGUAAUAGAUGAUAUAUGGACCAGAGAAGCUUGGCAUGGUUUGGUUACUGCAUUUCCAGAGAAGCUAAAUGGCAGUAGAGUGCUGCUUACAACUCGCAAUGAAGAUAUAGCAAGGUAUGCAGAUGCACGGAGCACGCCUCACAAAACACGGUUUUUGAAUGAAAACGAAAGCUGGGAAUUAUUUUGUAAGAAAGCACUUCUUGCAAAUCCUGUUCCUGAAUGCCCUCCAAAUCUAGAAAAAUUGGGGAGAGAGAUUGUUGAGAAAUGUGGAGGUUUACCUCUUGCAAUCUCAGUAUUAGGAGGUGUUCUAUCAAGGAGAGAGCAGUCGGUUAAUGAUUGGGAGAAAGUGCUUCGAAGUAUGGAAUGGUGGCUGAAUGAAAGCGAGGAUGGGAUCUCAGGCAUGUUGGCCCUCAGCUACCAUGACCUGCCGUCUUACCUGACUCCAUGCUUUCUUUAUUUUGGAGCUUUUCCUGAAGACUCUGAAAUCUCUGUAGCCCAACUGAUUUCGUUGUGGAUAGCUGAAGGGUUCGUGCAGCGAAGAGGAGAAGAAGAAAUGGAGGAUGUUGCGGAUGAUUACCUCGACGAGCUCAUCAAUAGAAGCAUGAUUCAGGUGGCGAAAAGGAAGAGCAAUGGAAAAGCUGAAAAUUGUCGUAUCCAUGAUCUUCUUCGUGACCUCUCAAUAUCAAAAGCCAAGGAAGAGAGAUUUCUGUCCGUGUAUGGUAACAAAGCUUCUACAUCACGGAUCACGGCACGCCGGCUUGCAAUUACUACUUCUCAUGGCAUCAGUAAGUACAUCUCUCGUAACCGCUCCACUCUACACCUCCGCUCUUUCUUGCACUUCAGUAGAGAGAGUGCAAUGCUCGAAAUACCGCAGUUGAAAAUCCUCUGUGGAGCUUUCAAAUUGCUCAGGGUGAUGGAUCUCCGAUACAUAUACCUUUCUAGUCUUCCAGAUGAAAUUGGAUACCUAAUCCACUUGAGGUACCUAUCUCUCAUGGAGACAUAUUUAGAAAGCCUACCAUCCACCAUCUCUCGCCUCUCCAAUUUACAGACUCUCGAUCUGCGAGAUACACGUAUCUAUGUUCUACCAGAUGAUAUUUGGAAGAUGGAGGAGCUACGGCACUUACUGCUACCAUAUGGUUGUCGAAUCAGUGACCAUACGCCACUCCAUCGCUUAAGCAAUCUCCAAACACUAUCAAGAGUAGAGGCAGGCAGCUGGAUAGAAGAUGGGUUGGAGAGACUGACUAAUUUGAGAGAAUUAGGAAUAGCGGGAAAUCUGAAAAUCUCAUUAUUCCAUUCUGUUUGUAAGUUGGUGCGGCUUAGAUCAUUGUUGCUAUCGGAAGGUCGUGGAUGCUUGAUUCCAGCUUUUGCGUCCUUCUCAUAUCAUCUCCAUCUAUAUAAGAUGGAAUUGAGUGGACGUUUAGAGAAAUUACCUGAACUGCAUGAAUUCCCACCUAACCUCACUGAGCUAUGCUUGAAAAUGUCCGAACUAAAGCAAGACUCGAUGGGAAUACUGGAGAAGCUGCCGAACCUUCGGAUUCUCAGAUUACUGUGGAAGGCCUACAUGGGAAACGAAAUGGUAUGUUCUGUCGGAGGGUUUCCAAUGCUCAAUGUCUUAAAUAUUCACAUGGGUGAAAUGGAGGAGUGGAGAGUGGAGGAAGGAGCGAUGCCGAAUCUUAGGUGUUUAGAGAUUGAAGAUUGCAAAAGAUUGAAGAUGCUUCCUGAUGGAUUGCAACAUGUAACCACCCUUCAAGAAUUGAAGUUGGUAGAUAUGCCUGAGGAAUUCAAAUCUAGGGUUAGAGAGGAGGGAGAGGACUGGUUUAAGAUCCGACACAUACCCUCUCUUAUCUGUAUGCAAAUUGUGUAG
Messenger RNA from Magnolia sinica, 2691 nucleotides. RefSeq names its product disease resistance protein RPP8-like. Lineage: Eukaryota; Viridiplantae; Streptophyta; Magnoliopsida; Magnoliales; Magnoliaceae. The coding region runs from base 1 to 2691 and encodes 896 amino acids. The record is from RefSeq and is a predicted model, not a curated record. Gene Ontology annotation, molecular function: ADP binding. The transcript has a single exon. Gene Ontology annotation, biological process: defense response to other organism.